AUGGCUCCCUCCGUCCCCGCUGAAGGCCCUAACGCCGCCGCCGCCCACAUGGUCCCCUAUGGCAACUACGACUCCUUCCCCAAGAUUCCCUUCCCCGAGUGGAACGGCUCCAAGUCCGUCAUGUACCGCUCUGCUGAUGGCAAGCGUGCUGCUGGUAUUUUCCGCGAGACUGAGAGCGCAAAGACGACCUAUCCCUGCGACGAAUUCACCUAUGUCAAGGCUGGUUGGGUCAAGGCCGAGGUUGAGGGCGAAGACACUUUCACUCUGUAUGAGGGUGACUGCGUCUACUUCACAAAGGGCACCACUGUCACUUUCUCCUCCAGCGAAGACUACUGCAACGUUUCCUGCUUCUUUGCCCAUGAGGGUGAUGGACCUGUCUCUCUUGUUUAA
Penicillium malachiteum is the source of this 390-nucleotide messenger RNA. RefSeq lists its product as uncharacterized. Lineage: Eukaryota; Fungi; Ascomycota; Eurotiomycetes; Eurotiales; Aspergillaceae. The record is from RefSeq and is a predicted model, not a curated record. The coding region runs from base 1 to 390 and encodes 129 amino acids. The transcript has a single exon.